Vanessa atalanta (red admiral) is the source of this 2644-nucleotide messenger RNA. RefSeq names its product wee1-like protein kinase. Gene Ontology annotation, cellular component: nucleus. The record is from RefSeq and is a predicted model, not a curated record. NCBI's taxonomy places the organism in Eukaryota, Metazoa, Arthropoda, Insecta, Lepidoptera, Nymphalidae. The transcript is spliced from 11 exons. The coding region runs from base 103 to 1797 and encodes 564 amino acids. Gene Ontology annotation, biological process: protein phosphorylation; mitotic cell cycle. Gene Ontology annotation, molecular function: non-membrane spanning protein tyrosine kinase activity; magnesium ion binding; ATP binding.
AUAUCGUUGGUUUUUGAGAAAGUACAUGUUGUUUGCUAAUCGUAAUAAUUCGAUUAAUUUGUGAUUAAACUAUUAAAAAGUGUGUUAAAUGUGUAUAUAAAGAUGAGUGAGUGGUACAGGAUGAAGAACGGCUUCAACAAUAAACAUAAUUCAUCUGAAUUGUCAGUGGAAACAUCUUGUGAUAUGUCAGACUCUUUUAAUAUAUUUUCUGAUAAUUUGAGCCCAAUACCGGCUUCAAUUGUGCCUCGAAAGUUGGAUUUUAGUAGUAUGGACGAUGAUGAGGGUAUGAGGGACCCUACAUCAGCUCCUGCAUCCCUCAGUCCACCGUACAAAAGGGUCAAGGCUCUGAAAUUAUUCGAUAGUCCUCACACGCCGAAAACGCUUCUAGAGAAAUGUUCAACGCCCUCCCAUCACCCCCCCAGAUCAAGACUCUUCCCGCCAAAAGUCAACGCACCUACUGGCAUGCCGUCUGGCUCGAGUCACCACCUUCACCCACCGUCGGACGAGGACAGCGCGCUCGGCAGCCUGCCGCCGGACGAGCUCGACGACACGAGGCCUGCGAGGCGACCACUUGCAAACAUCAACCCUUUCACACCUGACGGCCAAGCACUAAAUAAGAAGAAGAGAGCCCUGUCCAAGACGCCCACGUGGGGGGACGCGACGCCCGAGCAGCCGGCGAAGCGGCUCCGGGAGUCCAACAUCUCGCGCUACAACGUGGAGUUCGUGGAGCUGGGCGUGGUGGGGCGCGGCGCGUUCGGGCGCGUGGCGCGCUGCGUCAACAAGCUGGACGGCUGCGUGUACGCGCUCAAGCGCUCGCUGCGGCCCGUGGCCGGCUCGGCCGCCGAGCGCGCCGCGCUCACCGAGGUGUACGCGCACGCCGCGCUCGGCCGCCACCCGCACCUCGUGCGGUACUACUCGGCGUGGGCGGAGGACGACCACAUGAUCAUCCAGAGCGAGUACUGCGAUGGCGGCUCGCUGCAGCAGCUCAUGGAAGCGGGGCCGCUGCCGGAGAGCGAGCUGCUGCUGUUGCUGGCGCACGUCGCCGACGGCCUUGCGUACAUCCACUCGCAGCAGCUGGUGCACAUGGACCUGAAGCCGGGGAACAUCUUCAUCGUGCGCGGCGAGGGCGGCGCGGCGCCCGACUCCGACGACGGCUACGACGACGACGAGCCCGACCUGCCGCACCACAAGUACAAGAUCGGUGACUUGGGUCAUGUGACCUGCGUGUCGUCACCGUCGGUGGAGGAAGGCGACUGCAGGUACCUUCCCAAGGAGGUGCUCCAGGAGGACUUCACGCAUUUGACCAAGGCUGAUAUAUUUGCUUUCGGUCUCACUCUAUACGAGGCCGGUGGAGGGGGAGCCUUGCCCAAGAACGGUCAGGAGUGGCACGACAUCAGAGAUGGAAAGCUACCGGUGCUACCGAACCUCUCCAGGGAGUUCAAUCAGCUGUUAAAGAAAAUGGUGGACCCGGACCCCAACCAGCGGCCGUCCGCCGCGCGCCUGCGCCGCCACCCGCUGCUGCACCCCGCCGGCAACAAGAGCAAGGCGCAGCUGCGGCGCGAGCUGGCCGCCGCCAAGCUCAAGAACGAGCUGCUGGCGCGCAAGCUGCAGGAGGCCGCCAGGUGCAUCAAGUCCCUGACGCCGAACCUCGUGAACCAGGAGUCGGCCAAGUUCCGCACGCGAUCGGCGAAGCGCCUGCAGAAGCCGCGCAUCGACUCCAACAUCGUCGAAAUCAUACAGUCGGUGUCGUCGCCGCUCCGGAUAGAGCGACGGACGGACAGGAGGAAGAGAGUGUAGCAUACGGAUGUUAUAUUAUCGCAUAAAUUAAUAUUUGACACAUAUAUAAACGUCAGAGAAAUUUUAUAUUCAGUGGUAACGAUCUGUGUCGCCGGUUAACUCUGAUUCAGUCGUCGGUGCGGUCGACGGUCGGCACCGCAGUGGCGACCACACGAUUGCCACUUCGAACGGGCUCCUCGUGAACACGAGCGCUCCGGAAACGCAAAGCUCUAACUGAACCGUGCAGAAUAUUAGUAUAAGUAAAAAGUAUCACACCAAUAUAAAUAUUAUGUAGUAGUAAUAAAUUAAAACGGCGUUUUGUUUUAAGUAUUGUCGAAUUUACAAAACACUGUAAGUACAAUAGGAAACGAAAUAAUACGAGAGAAUAUUUAGUAUGAAACGACCCUGAAGUGUCCGACGCGCGGACGUUAACUCUUUAGCCAUUUUUAAUAGUCUGUGUGGGGGGACUCAAUACAGUCACGGAACAGGAAAAUUUCGGAUAUUGACGUUAUUACGACCAGACGGGUGUUUAAAUAUUAUUAGAAAAUAUUGCGAAUAAGUAAAGAGAAACCAAAUAUGUAAGGUAUGUAAUUAGUGUCUGUGUAAACGUGUCCAUUUUAUACAUAACACUAAACAUAUACAAUAAACCUUCCUACAUGUGUAUAGUUUGAUAGAAAUUUAAAUUAAAAGCGUACUAAAAAGUCACGUACCUUAUUGUUUAGGGCAUAAGGUCUGAAAUUCUGAAGACGGCGUUCAUUGCACCUGUGUGUGAAUGCGAUGGCAAUACGCGAGUGACAGAGACAGUUAUAUAGGACAUAUUUCAACGUACAACAUUCUUCCUGUUCCACGACUGGGGUAGAUUAGUCUC